CAUGGUUUGUCUACAAUGCACGGCCACCGGAACAAGGGUGUGCCUUGCCGCAGAAGGGUUCGGAAAUCGACACUGCUACCUCGAAAACAUCGCCGACAAGAACUUUCCUCCGGAGAUGCUGUCAUGCGUGCUGGUGCUGGAACAAGCCCUGUCGGUGCGGGCCCUCCAGGAGAUGGUCACGGCUGCUAACUCGGACACGGGCAAAGGAACGCAGUCGGGCCACAGAACUCUGCUGUACGGCCACGCUGUGCUCUUGAGGCACCAGAAUAGCAACAUGUACCUGGCUUGCCUUUCGAGCAGCUCCUACAACGACAAACUUGCCUUCGAUGUCGGCUUACAAGAUCACUGUCAAGGCGAGGCGUGCUGGUGGACUAUUCACCCGGCCUCCAAGCAGAGGUCCGAAGGAGAGAAGGUCCGCGUAGGGGACGACCUCAUCCUCGUCAGCGUCGCCACCGAACGAUACUUGCACACGGCAAAAGAAGGCGAGGACACGAUCGUGAACGCCAGCUUUCAUCUCACCCAUUGGUCAGUGGCGCCAUUUGGAACGGGCACCAGUAGGACAAAGAACGUUGGUUAUGUGUUCGGCGGUGAAGUGCUAAGGUUUUUCCACGGGGGAGACGAGUGCCUUACAAUCCCGCCAAACUGGAGUGAGGAGGCCGGUCAGAACAUUAUUGUCUACGAAGGCGGUGCUGUCCUGAAUCAAGCUCGCUCCCUGUGGAGGCUGGAGUUAGUGCGCACAAAGUGGGCGGGUGGCUUCGUGAACUGGGGAUAUCCGCUCCGCAUCCACCACAUAACGACGGGCCAGUACCUGGCCUUCGGCGAAAACCGAGAGGUCUGCCUCGUGCCUCGAGAGCGUGCCACUGUCGCGGCUACAGCGUUCUGCUUGAGGCAAACAAAGGACGAUAAAAAGAUCGUUCUGGAUGAAAAAGAAGAAGAGGUUCUUGGAUCACCCCUGAUCAAAUACGGCGACACUACGGUGUUCCUUCAGCAUCUAGAAACGGGACUGUGGCUAUCGUACAAGACGUACGAGACUAAAAAACGCGGAGUUGGCAAAGUAGAGGAGAAACAGGCAAUCAUGUCUGAAGAAGGAAAGAUGGACGACGGCCUCGAAUUCAGUCGUGCCCAAGUUGAAGAAUCUCGAACUGCGCGCGUCAUCCGAAAAUGUGGAUCACUCUUCAACAAGUUCAUCGUAAACCUGGAUGCGAUGCAAAGCGGCGCAGGCAGGCAGGAUUCCGCGAUGAGCACCAUCGACCAAGACGAGAUGAUAAUGUGCUUCGAGGAUCUCAUUAACUACUUCGUCCAACCGGAAGAUGACAUUGAGCACGAAGAGAAGCAGAAUAAGCUGAAGGCCCUGAGAAACAGGCAAGACUUGUUUCAAGAAGAGGGCAUCUUGAACCUCAUCCUGGAAACUAUAGAUAAGAUCAACGCAAUAACAACUUCCGGUUAUCUGGUGUCAAUGGGUGGCGACGAUGCCGGGCAGAGCUGGGAAACGAUAUCGGGCUUUUUAUACCAACUGCUAGCUGCUAUCAUCAAAGGAAACCACACUAACUGCGCUCAGUUCGCUCAGCCACACAGGCUAGACUGGUUGUUUAGUCGACUGAGCAGCCAACAAGCCUCCGAAGGAACAGGCAUGCUGGAUGUACUGCAUUGUGUGCUGAUUGACAGUCCUGAAGCUCUGAAUAUCCUCAAAGAAGACCACAUCAAAGUUAUCAUCUCUCUCCUUGAAAAGCAUGGACGUGAUCCGAAGGUGUUGGACGUCCUCUGCUCCCUCUGCGUGACGGGCAAAGGUGUGGCCGUGCGCAGCAGUCAAAACAACAUCUGCGACAACCUGCUGCCCGGAAAAAAUCUGCUGCUGCAGACCCGUCUCGUCGAUCACGUGGCCAGCAUGCAGCCCAAUAUCUUCGUUGGCAAGGUCGAGGGCGCGGCGUUGUUCAGGCGCUGGUACUACGAGGCCAUGGUGGACCACUGCGAGCAAGUAAGCCACCUGGCUCCCCACUUGCGCAUCGGCUGGGCCAACACGGCUGGAUACGUGCCUUACCCAGGCGGAGGGUCCAAGUGGGGCGGAAACGGACUUGGAGAUGAUCUUUACUCGUUCGGCUUCGACGGGGCCUGCCUAUGGACCGGGGGUCGCUGCAACGUAGUAAGGUCGUCUUCACCGCCCUACAUUCGCAAGGGUGACGUCAUCGGAUGCAUCAUCGAUCUGAACGUGCCUGUGAUAAGUUUCACGGUGAACGGAAUCAAAGUGAAGGGCUGCUUCCGAAGCUUCAACACCGAUGGCAUGUUCUACCCGGCGAUCAGCUUCUCGGCGAAAGUGAGUUGUCGUUUCCUGCUAGGCGGAGACCAGGGAAAACUACGGUACGGCCCUCCUGAUGGCCACUCGGCCCUGGUAGAGGCUUUGCUGCCGCAGCAGGUGCUCACCGUCGAGCCGUGCUUCCAGUUCGGUGACGUGCCAAAAGGAGUCCUCUUUGGCCCUGCGCCUAUCGCCGAUGACGCCGUUUUCGUGCCGUCACCCGUAGACACGUCCAACAUUACCCUUCCUAACUACAUCGAAUCCGUCCGAGACAAACUCGCCGAAAAUGUCCACGAAGUGUGGUCGAUGAACAAGAUUGACAGCGGGUGGAGAUAUGGAGACGUGAGAGACGAUGCCAGGAGGCUUCACCCAUGCCUGACAUCCUUCGAGCACCUGCCAAUGGCCGAAAAGAAGUACGACACGACGUUAGCGCUUCAAACCCUCAAGACGAUUCUUGCCUUGGGAUACCACAUCACGGUGGACAAGCCGCCUGCACGCAUCAAGACUGUCAAACUUCCCAAUGACCCCUACCUCCAGUCGAACGGCUACAAACCGGCUCCGUUGGACCUGGGCGCGAUCACGCUGACGGCCAAAAUGGAAGAGCUGGUGGACCUGUUAUCUGAAAACACGCACAAUGUCUGGGCUCAGGAGCGCAUCCAGCAGGGCUGGACAUAUGGCCUCGUUGAGAACCAGCCAACCAGAAGAAGUCCACAUUUAGUGCCUUACAAGAGUGUCGAUGACGUCAUCAAGAAAGCGAACAGGGAUACAGCUGGAGAACUGGUUCGGACUCUUCUAGCAUACGGCUAUGUUCUUGAGCCUCCCACCGCCGAAAGCCUCGAAGGUGUGCAAAGUAAAGUAGCAUCGGUGAAAUACGACCAACGAACCUACCGUGCUGAAGUAACGUACUCCGUGUCUGAAGGAAAAUGGUACUUCGAGUUCGAAGUGAUGACACUGGGUCCCAUGAAGGUUGGAUGGGCAAACGCCAGCAGCUUUCUGCCAUCAUGCGAGCUUGGCGGUGACCACAACUCCUGGGCUUACGAUGGCUUCCUGGCCGUGAAAUCUCAUGCCGGGGGCACGGAGUCCUAUGGAAAACAAUGGAUGAUUGGCGACGUCGUAGGGUGUAUGCUAGAUCUCCAUGACCGCACAAUUAGCUUCUCGUUGAAUGGAGAAUUAUUGCUCGACCAGCUAGGCGGGGAAGCUGCCUUCUCGGAAAUUCCUUGUGGAGAAGGAGCAUCCUACGUACCAGCGUGCACAUUUGGCAUAGGUCAGAAAGCAAAGCUGGUGUUCGGUCACGAUGUGAACCUCCUCCGGUUUUUCACCACUUGCGGCUUGCAGGAGGGUUACCAACCUUUCUGCGUCAACAUGAACCGGAACAUGACAUUCUGGUACAACAAGGACGAGCCAAUCUUUGUCAACGUGGACGAUGCUUUCUCGCCAAAUGUAGAAGUGAACAGGAUACCAGCCGGAGGAGAAUGCCCACCAGCUAUAAAGAUAACGCACAAGUUGUUCGAGUCCGUGGAGAAGGUGAACUACGAGUUCUUGAGGCUCAGUUUGCCGGUCUGUUGCAACGAACGCCUUAUAGAGGAUCUGGAGAAAGAGCACCGAUGGGAAGAAGUACGGCGCCGACAGCGGCGAGCGCUGGCCGAGAAGUCAAGCGUACGGCAUCCAGCGAACCUGGAGCACCACAUGCUUCGCAGCGGCUUCAGCAUGUCCGACGUCAAGGACCUACAGCGCGGCUACUCGGACGAAGGCGGUGACACCGAGGAACCGAUGCACGUGGAACACAGGCCCCCGACACCUCAGCAACGGCGCCGCUCCAUGCUCAGCCCCCGCGGUACCACCGGCACCUUAACGAAGACGCAGUCGUUCGAUGCUGCCGCCACCUUGCAGGUUCCUGACGGCACCCGUCCGGACCCAAAGCGGCUGCGGGCAGCUUCGAGCGAGGAGGCGCUUAACCGGCUCGGCCAGAAGUCGAAGGCCGGUCAGCGAACCAAAGCGGUCACACCCGAACCCGAGAGCAAAUCCAAGCGUCGUGGCAAGUCUCCCUUCCGCUUCUUCCGGAAGAAGGAGGAGAAGGAGGACGCCACCGCGGCCAAAACCGCGGAAACCAUUCAAGUGCCCCCUUCGACAAAAUCGGGUCAGCAGCAGACCAUGUCACCGCCCUUGCUCACGGUGCGGCCCCCGUCCGUCCACAGACUUUCACCAGGUGACAACCAACUCCUGUGCCCACCUGUGCCUGAGCGACCCAGCACGCUAUCUUCACCGACGAGUCCCGGCAGUGGAAGCGGAACCGGAACCCUGCCCCGCAGCGGAAGUUUCCGCCGGCCCUCCCUCACUCCUGGCCCGCCACCAAUGGCCACCGACGAGAGCGGUGACCACCUGGACCCCUCUGUGCUGGACCUGGUAGACGAAUACUUCUUCGGCCUCAGAGUGUUCCCCGGACAGGACCCGAACCACGUGUAUGUCGGCUGGGUCACCACGUCGUACAAGUUCUACGACCGCACCUUCGGCAACUCUAAGGUGCGCAAGGUUGCCUUCCAUGGGCUCAGCGAAGAUGGUCUCGUCCACCAAGUCCUGGAACGCCAGAACUGUUACAUGGUGUGUGCGGGACAGUUGGCCGCUGAAGUCAGCCAGGGUGACACGGCAGGCCGCUCGGCCAAUCAGGGGAUGUACGUGGGGUGUCACAUCGAUGUCGCAACCGGCAUGAUUACAUUCAGCGCUGACGGCCACAUGACGAGGCAGCGCUUCAAAAUGGAGCCCGGUACAAAGCUGUUCCCGGCAGUGUUCUUCGAGGCGACCAGCAAGGAAGUGAUACAGUUCGAGCUGGGACGCACGCCCACUACGUUGCCGCUGUCGGCGGCCCUGCUGCACACGACUAGCAAGCAUCUGACGCCGCAACUGCCACCAAGGCUAAAAGUACAGUGUCUGCAGCCGUACAUGUGGGCUCGCGUGCCCAACGUAAACCUUCGACCACACGCACUGCGUUUGUCCGAGGUCCGCGGAUGGAGUAUGCUGUGCGAGGACCCGCUCUCCAUGCUGGCCCUUCACAUACCCGAAGAAGACCGAUGCAUCGACGUGCUCGAGCUCAUUGAGAACGAACGCCUGCUCAAUUUCCACGCGCACACUCUGUCUUUGUACGGGGCGCUGUGCUUCCAGGGCAACCAUCGGGCAGCGCAUAUGAUUUGCUCGCACGUUGAUGAGAAGCAGCUCAUGUACGCCAUACAGAGCGAGUACCUCUCGGGACCGCUGCGAACGGGUUUCACCGACCUGCUCAUCUCUCUUCACUUGGAGUUCCAUGCGUACGCGAGGAGCUUGACCCAGAACGAGUUCAUCGUGCCUCUCGGUCCCGACAUCCGUGCGCUCUACGAAGAGCCGUUGAGGGCUCAUUCCUUCUGCACCUUGGAGUGUGUCUCCAUACGACCUGAUAUGGCCUUUUCCGAAACAAGGGAGACAGUGGAGUCAAUCGCCGACCUUAGCACUCCCUACUUCCCAGUGGACACCCUCAAGCAGUUCGUCAUUGAAGCCCUUGCUGACGCCGUCAAGAAGGACAGCCGCCCUAACCGUGACCCAAUUGGUGGCAGCAACGAAAACCUGUUUGUGCCCCUUUUGAAGCUGGCGGACAAGCUUCUGCUUGUUGGACUGAUGAAUGACGAUGACUUGCAGUGGCUCCUCUACCUUCUGGACCCUAGCACGUUUCUUCCUGGUAAAGGUGUUGAUGGCCGUGGUGGGGGCAAUGGAGGCGUCCCGCUGGGCCUCAUCGAUAUGCAGAUCGCCGAGGGAGUCAAGCUUCAAGUGUGCUACAUACUGCACCACCUUUGUGACCUGCAGCUCAGGCACCGGGUCGAAGCCAUCGUUUGCUUCUCUGACGACUACGUCGCAAACUUGCAGUCGGACCAAUUGAGACGGUACAUUGAGAUCAAGCAAUCGGACCUACCUUCCUCGGUGGCUGCAAAGAAGACCCGCGAAUUUCGAUGCACGCCCAAGGAACAGAUGCGCGCCAUCCUCGGAUUCAAGAACCUGGACGAGGAGAACAGUGACCAGUGCCCUUGUGGGGAAGGUCUCCGGGAGGCCCUGAGUUCGAUGCACGAAGAUCUGGUACAACGUCUCAAGGUGGCCUGCGCGGGCGAGGAGGAGGCGACCGACGCCGAGGCGGAGAGCACGAGUACAUUGCGACAAAAGUUCAUGUCGCUAGUGAACUUGGUGAAGUCAUCGGAAGAGCCCACUGGAGAACAGGAAGAACACAUUACUCUUCCUGAAGAGAUUUUCACACGCAAGGUAGUUCAGGUGGUGGUCAAAUGGGCCAAACAGUCGGAAAUCGAGGACCGUGAAGUGGUGCGCCAGAUGUUCGGCCUGCUGCUGCGCAUUUACAACUCAGUCGGGGAGUUGAUGAACGCCCUUAAUAACACGUACGUCAUCAGCCACCGCAGUCAGUCUGACAUCAUCAGCGUGCUCAGUCAUCUGGGGAAAGUGCGUGCCUUACUGCCCGUCCAGAUGUCACCCCUCGAGGAGGAAAUCAUGCGGAAAAGCCUCUGGGCUCUGGUGAACAACCGGAUUUUCUUCCAACAUCCCGACCUCAUCCGUGUGUUGCGUGUGAACGAAAACGUCAUGGACGUCAUGAUCAACACCCUCGGAAAGCGGGCACAAACCCAGUCUUCGGGACAGGCUCCCGCGGCAGCGUCUUCGCCUGCCUCGCCGUCUGCUCCCGAAGCUGCAGCGGCUGACAAGGACACAUCUCACGAGAUGGUGGUGUCCUGCUGUCGCUUCUUGUGCUACUUCUGCCGCACAAGUCGCCAGAACCAGAAGGCCAUGUUCGACCAUCUCGACUUCCUGCUCGAGAACAGCAACAUCCUGCUGUCACGACCAUCGCUUCGUGGAUCAACACCACUGGACGUGGCGUACAGUUCCCUGAUGGAAAACUCGGAGUUGGCGCUGGCUCUGAGGGAACACAACUUGGAGAAGAUAGCUGCCUACAUGUCUCGGUGUGGCCUCCAGUCUAACUUGGAGCUUGUGGAUCGCGGAUACCCAGACGUCGGAUGGGACCCGGUGGAAGGAGAGAGAUACCUGGACUUCCUGCGCUUUUGUGUAUGGGUCAACGGUGAGACUGUAGAAGAGAACGCAAACCUUGUGAUUCGUCUUCUGAUUCGACGGCCAGAAUGCCUCGGUCCUGCCCUUCGCGGCGAAGGUCCAGGGCUGUUAGACGCCAUUCGCGAGGCUGUGCGCAUGUCGGAGCGUAUUGCUGCCGAACGCCUGCAGCAACAACAACAGGUUAGCGGUGUGCAGCUAGAAGAACCUGGCGAGGAUGACAUCGACAUGGGUGCGGCCAUCCUCAACUUCUACUGCACCCUGGUCGACCUACUCGGUCGAUGUGCACCGGAGGCGGCGACUAUCGCCCAGGGCAAGAACGAGAGCAUCCGGGCACGUGCCAUCCUUCGCUCACUCGUGCCCCUCGAUGAUCUACUUGGGGCGCUCAGCCUGCGCUUCACGCUUCAGAUACCGCGAAAGGGGGACACCACCCCAAAGAGUGAUCUCCCGCCUGGCCUACAGCCUAACCACAAGCAGUCCAUUGUUAUGUUCCUGGAGCGCGUCUACGGUUUGGAGACGCAAGAGACAUUCUUCCGUCUUCUUGAGGAUGGCUUUUUGCCUGACCUCAGAGCAGCCACCAUGCUUGACCGGACGGACAGCACGGAGAGUGACAUGGCGCUGGCCCUCAACCGCUACAUCGGCAACUCGGUGCUGCCCAUGCUGAUCCAGUACCACCACUACUUCACCGAUGCCGAGAACUAUGCCAGCUUGCUGGAUGCAACAUUGCACACUGUCUACCGACUUUCGAAGGUGAAGAUUCUCACUAAGGGACAGCGUGAGAAGGUGUCAGACUUCCUUGUGGCACUCACCAGAGAGAUGCAACCGAGCAUGCUCCUGAGGCUGCUGCGUAAACUCACGGUGGAUGUCUCUGUGAUCACGGAGUACACUGCGGUUGCCCUGAGGCUGCUGACUCUGCACUACGAACGGUGCAAGAGCUACUACAGCGCCAGCGGUGGUCAGGGUGCUUAUGGAACGGCGUCGGAGGAAGAGCGGCGGCUCACCAUGCUUCUCUUCACCAACAUUUUCGACUCACUGUCCAAAAUGGAGUACGACCCAGAACUGUUCAGCAAAGCACUGCCGUGUCUGACAGCCAUAGCCUGUGCCCUGCCACCGGAUUAUUCCCUGAGCGAGGGACACGAGGAGGACUGGUCCAAGCAGAACACAACAUCGGGACCCUAUGUUCCCGAACCAGUGAACACUUCAGGAAUUCAGCUGAGUCAGGACUUGAACAACAUUGUGCAACGAUUCUCGGAGCACUUUCACGAUGCCUGGGCGAUGCGAAAGCUGGAGCGAGGUUGGCAGUAUGGAGAACGCUGGAAUGACGAAGCCAAAACGCACCCGAGGCUGAAGCCAUACAAUUUGCUCACUGACUACGAAAAGGAACGCUACCGUGACCCUAUCCGGGAGCUGCUGAAGGCUCUCUUGGCCUUCGGUUGGAAACUAGAGCUGAGUGAUUCAUCACAGCGCUCAAGUGCUCCCAUUGCGGCUCAAGCCCAGUCACCAAUGGCCUACAUGCCUACACCCGUGGACAUGUCGACGCUGACUCUCAACAAAGAUAUGAUGACAAUGUCGGAGCGCCUGGCUGAGAACACACAUGACAUCUGGGCCAAGAAAAUGAAAGAAGAGCUGGACGCUGUGGGGGGCGGCAUACACGCGCAGCUGGUGCCGUACGACCUGCUCACCGAUCGCGAGAAGCACAAGAACAGAGACCGGGCGCAGGAGUUCCUCAAGUUUCUUCAGUACGAGGGCUACCGUGUUUCGAGCAAGGCCACACGUCGCCGCGAACGGGGAGGUGCCCCGAGCGAGGAACCUCAAGCCCCGGGCCAGGGCCAGGCUGCAGCGCCGGAGCGUCGCUUUGCGAGCUCUCUGUUGGAGAAGCUACUGCAGUACAUGGACAUGGCUGCGAUAAACCUCAAGGUUCUCAGACCCAGCGUACCGUUCAGCCGCCGGACAAGCUUCAAGACUUCCAGUCGGGACGUCAAGUUCUUCAGCAAGGUGGUGUUGCCGCUGAUGGAGAAGGUAUUUGUGGCGCACCGCGCAUUUUUCUUGAUGUCGCCCACUGCCACUUCCACGGUAGGCACGGCCACCAUACGCGAGAAGGAGAUGGUCGCAAGCCUGUUCUGCAAGCUGGGCGGUCUGCUGAGAGCCAAGUUCAGCGUCUUUGGUAAUGAAUGCAAGUUGGCUGUCUCGUGUCUUCAAGUGCUCAUUCGGGCAACGGAUGCAAAGGCAAUAGUGAAGAAUUGUCCGGAUUUUGUGAAGACUUCGAUGCUCACGUACUUCAACAACGCGGCUGAUGACUUGGCCCAGACGCUAAUAAACCUCGAGCAAGGACGCUACAGUCACCUUCGCGGCACGACGAUGAAGACGUCAUCGUCGCUCAACUACGUACAACUUGUUCUCCUGCCUGUGCUCACAGCGCUGUUUGACCACCUAGCUGCCAACGAGUUCGGCAGUGACUUGUUGCUGAGUGACAUCCAGGUGGCCUGCUACAAGAUCCUGAAUAGCCUGUAUACAUUGGGAACCAACCUGGAACUUCACGGUGGCAGGUCUUUUAUCAAAGCGGAGUUGGAACGGCAUCGACCUGCGUAUGGUAACUGCUUGGGUGCAUUCGCAGCCACCUUUCCCGUGGCGUUUUUGGAGCCUUCGCACAACAAGCACAAUCCCUACUGCAUUCAUGGCAAAGCUCAAGAACAUUCUUUGGAAGCGCAAGCUGUAAUGGCAACACUGGAGUCGAGCAUGCCAACCUUAGAAGACCUCGUGGGUCAAGUUGAGAAGUUUGUAACGGGAAAUGGGAAGUACGCGGAGCAGCCCUUCAUCAUCGAUGUGAUGAUACCGAUGUUGUGCAGCUACCUUCCUUUCUGGUGGAGUCAAGGUCCUGACAAUGUUAACCCCACAUCAGGAAACCAUGUGACCAUGGUUACCAGUGAUCAUUUGACUAGCCUUCUGAAGAACAUCCUAAAUCUCCUGCGUAAAACUGUCAACACUGAGGGCUCUCCUUGGAUGAUAACCAUCGCAGGACACGCUGGUCAGAUAGUGAUCAACUCAUCCGAAGAACUGCUGCGCGACCCUAUUCUGCCGCUGAUGGAGAAAGUCCGGCAGUGUGCAGACUCGGUGUUUCACAAGGAAGAGUGCAUGCGCAGCUACCUCAAGUCCACCACGGAUGACACCUCCCAGGCUGAGGGCCAGCUGCAAGAGGAGUUCUCACUUCUUGUCCGAGACAUAUAUGCAUUCUUCCCUCUACUCAUCAAGUACGUAGAUCUUCAGAGAAACCACUGGCUGAAGAAUAAUGUCAAAGAAGCGGAACAAGUCUACACCUGUGUUGCCCAUGUGUUCAACACUUGGAACAAGUCUCAGUACUUCCGCCGAGAGGAGGCCAACUUUAUCUCUCAGCACGAGAUCGACAACAUGGCGCUUAUCAUGCCAUCCUCAGGACGUGGAAGAGCGAGCGUGCAGACCGUGGAUGCUGGUCAGAGUCAGAAAAAAGAGAAGAAAAAGAAGCGUGACGGCAAGCGUGACAAGGACAAAGAGCUUGCGGCCAGUCUAGUGGUGGCCUGCCUGAAGCGCCUGCUGCCAGUCGGCCUCAACCUAUUCGCCGGACGCGAGCAGGAGCUUGUCCAGCAUGCCAAGGAGAAGUUCCUCAACAAAUGCCAAGACUCUGACAUCUUCGAUUAUGUCAAGCUGCAACUCACUCUUCCUGACAAGAUCGACCCGACUGAUGCAAUGAGCUGGCAGCACUACCUGUACAGCAAGCUGGGCAGUCAGCGGUCCACACCCGUAGAGCCGAAUGCGGUGGUUCCGGUUGUCUCACAGGACCGGCUAGUAGAACGCAUCAUUGAUAUGGCCAAGGUGCUUUAUGGACUACAUGUGAUCGACCACGCUCAGGGUUCGCAGAAGGGUGCCUAUCGCAGUGUAGUCUCCACACAGCGCAAGCGGGCCGUCAUUGCCUGCUUCCGAAUGAUCUCGCUGCACAGUCUUCCCAGGCAUCGGGCAAUAAACAUAUUCUUAAGUGUGUACACCAACUUGUGGCUUGAAGAGGAAAAUGUUGGGCAAGAGAAGCUGAUUGAUGACCUCACGACAACAUUCGAGGAGUCUGAAAAAGAGCAAGCUGCUGAAGAGACGGAAGAGACACCUGAUCCAUUGGUGCAGCUAGUUGUGGCCUUUUCGAGAAGAGCCACAACUGAACACAGUGGUGUCAACCCUGAGGAUCCCUUGUACAUGCAGUAUGCCUACAUAUUUAGCCAGAGUUGUGGCGGCGCCGAAGAGGAAGAGGAGGAAGAAGAAGGCGAUGAGGAGUCAGGGCCUUCAAUUCAUGAACAAGAGUUGGAGAAACAGCGAUUGCUCUUUCAACAAGCACGUCUCGCCAGUCGAGGUGUCGCUGAAAUGGCACUUCUAUAUAUUUCAGCAAGCAAAGGUUCCCAUGGCCCGAUGGUGAUAGAAACACUCAAGCUUGGCAUUUCCCUUUUGAAAGGAGGCAACCAGGAAGUUCAAAUGCGCAUGCUGAAACACCUGAAGGAGAAGAAGGACGUAGGGUUCUUCACUUCCAUUGCUGGGCUUAUGAACCUGUGCAGCGUGCUGGACCUGGACGCCUUCGAACGCACGCAGAAGGCGGAGGGCUUGGGUGUUGGUGCAGAGGGUACAGCAGGCGAGAAGAACAUGCACGAUGCGGAUUUCACUUGUGCCCUGUUCCGCUUCCUGCAACUUCUCUGUGAAGGCCACAACUUGGAAUUUCAGAACUACUUAAGGACUCAAGCUGGAAACACGACAACUGUUAACGUCGUUAUCAGCACGGUGGAUUACUUGCUCCGGCUGCAGGAAUCAAUCAUGGAUUUCUAUUGGCAUUAUUCAAGCAAAGAAAUUAUUGAUCAACCGGGCAAGGACAACUUCUGUCGUGCCAUCACGGUUGCCAAACAAGUUUUCAACACUCUUACUGAGUUUAUCCAGGGUCCAUGUUCGUUGAACCAGCAGGCGCUAGCUCACAGUCGUCUCUGGGAUGCCGUGGGCGGCUUCCUUUUCCUCUUCGCUCACAUGCAAGACAAGUUGUCCAAGAACUCAAGUCAAUUGGACCUCCUCAAUGAGCUGCUGCAGCUGCAACAGGAGAUGGUUAUAAUGAUGCUCAGUAUGCUUGAAGGCAACGUUAUGAAUGGUACAAUUGGAAAACAAAUGGUGGACACACUGGUCGAAUCAGCCUCAAAUGUAGAGCUAAUAUUGAGGUUCUUCGACAUGUUCCUCAAGCUCAAGGAGCUCACGUCGUCAAGCUCAUUCCAGGAGAUUGACUCCAAGAAUACAGGCUGGAUCACACCGAAGGACUUCCGCAGAGCUAUGGAGCAACAGAAAAUUUACAACCCGGAUGAAAUUGCUUUCCUAAUGAGCUGCUGUGAACCCAACAUGGACGACCUGAUUGAUUACCGGGAAUUCACGGAAAGAUUUCAUAAUCCAGCCAAGGACAUCGGCUUCAACUUGGCUGUGCUGCUUACAAAUCUAUCGGAACACAUGCCGAAUGAUCCACGGUUACAACGUUUCCUCGAAACUGCUAGCAGUGUGCUCAACUACUUUGAACAGUUCCUCGGUCGCAUUGAAAUCAUGGGUGGCAGCAAGAGAAUUGAGAGGGUAUAUUUCGAAAUCAAGGAGUCAACAAUUGAUCAGUGGGAGAAACCUCAAAUUAAGGAGUCGAAGAGAGCCUUCUUCUAUAGCAUCGUAACCGAGGGUGGUGACAAAGAGAAAUUGGAGGCAUUCGUUAAUUUCUGCGAAGACGCCAUAUUUGAGAUGCAACAUGCGAGCAGUAUAUCAAAUGAAGACACCGAGGAGCCUCCAGCCAAAGCAGAGCCCUACACAUUCUUGGGAGCGGAAGAGGAGAGGCCACCGGGCCCCCUUGAGCCUCUGAAGCAGGGCCUGGGGCUUCUGCGAGACGGAAUCGGGGCAUUGUUGUCUGUUCUGCGGCCGUCAAAUCUGCGGCGUCAGUACCAGAAGCUGCGCUCCAUGACCAUCGGCGAGCUUUUGCUGGGGUCUUUCAAGAUGUCUUUCUUCGGGUUCUUCUACGUCAUCUGGCUCAUGUUCGCGUUUACAAGGAGUGUGGUACGCGUGACACUGCGACUGAUGGGUGGCCAGCCCCUGGUGGGCAGCGCGGUGCCCGAGGAAGACGCCAGGGGACUGAAGUAUGGCGGCGCCAUGGGGCCUCCGCUCGCGUUAGAGGCUGGGCCCGCGGCUGUGGCCAUGGCGGCUGGUAUGGCAGCUGGUGGGGGACUUCCGGCCGAAGCGGACAUGGCCCCGCACAUGCGCGCUUUUGGCCUGGAUAUCACGAAAACUGAGGAAGACGGCGAAGUAAAGUACCACGUGCAACCUCCGAAGUCAACGCUGAGCCCCCAGUCGAGCAUGGAUGACGCCGACCAAACCACCGACGAGGACGCCAGCAAGGGAUCGCCGCAUGAGAAGGGCUCGCCCGAUGGAGAGCUGCCGGAUGGGCUUUCGCCGGAUGCGCAGACAACUGUUUUGGAUGGAGAUGUGAAGACAAAGGAGGCCACACAGGCAACAAUAGAGGGGGACAUCAAACGCGUGAAAAUGCCGACACCGGAGAUGGCGGCCAUGAUGAUGGCACCCCAGAUGGCAGCGGCGGAACCACCCAAGCCAACCGAGGCGCCACCUGUCGCAGCCAUCGAUUUUAGCGAGUACGGACAGAAGAUUGUGAGCUUCCUGGCUAGAAACUUCUACAACAUGAAGUAUAUCGCACUUGUGCUGGCUUUCUUCAUCAACUGUAUUCUUCUCUUUUACAAGGUUUCAACCGGGGAGAGUGGUGGUGAUGACGAUGAUGUAGCGGGGGUGGUGGCGGCUGCCGCCGACGCGCUUAGCGACGUCGAAGGCGAUAGCGAUGCCGGCGGUGGUCUGGCUGAGAUGUUAGCGAACGCGACCGAAGCAUUGUCCGACUCGGAGGCAAGCGAAGAGGAGUUGGAGGAGUGGGUGAUCAUAGAAGAGAAGCUCUUUUAUCUGGAGCCAAUAAUCCGGUUCAUGGCCCUGUUUCACUCACUCGUCUCCUUCUGCAUGCUCAUCGCAUACUACCAUCUAAAGGUUCCAUUAGCCAUUUUCAAACGGGAGAAGGAAGUUGCCCGUGCCAUGGAGUUUGACGGUCUGUAUAUCACGGAAGAACCUGCGGAAGAUGAUGUACGCGCACGUUGGGACAAGCUUGUGAUAAGCACCAAAUCUUUUCCUGUGAACUACUGGGACAAGUUCGUCAAGAAAAGGGUGCGGCAGAAGUACUCCGAGACCUAUGACCCCGAAGCAUUGAGCAAUGUUCUUGGCAUGGACAAGAGCGGUUCCAUCUCUCAGGAACAGGAGGAAGCCAGUGGCCUGUUCCCCCUCAUUACGAACGUCGACUGGAAAUACCAAAUUUGGAAAUCUGGAGUCACAAUCACUGAUAAUUCGUUCCUGUACAACUUGUGGUACUUCACGUUCUCGGUGAUGGGAAACCUGAACUACUUCUUCUUUGCGGCCCAUCUACUGGAUGUUGCUGUCGGCUUCAAGACACUGCGUACCAUCUUACAGUCGGUUACACACAACGGCAAACAGUUGGUGCUGACAGUGAUGCUGCUGACCAUCAUAGUGUACAUCUACACGGUGAUAGCAUUUAGCUUUUUCCGCAAGUUCUACGUUCAAGAGGAGGACGACCAAGUUGACCAGAAAUGCCACAGUAUGCUUACGUGCUUUGUUUUCCACCUCUACAAAGGUGUGCGAGCUGGUGGCGGAAUCGGGGAUGAAAUCGAACCUCCGGACGGCGACGAAUACGAAGUGUACCGCAUAAUUUUUGACAUCACUUUCUUCUUCUUUGUCAUCGUCAUUCUGCUGGCCAUCAUUCAGGGUCUUAUUAUUGAUGCCUUUGGAGAACUGAGAGACCAGCUGCAGAGUGUGGUCGAUGAUAUGGAGUCCAACUGCUUCAUCUGUGGAAUCGGCAAGGACUAUUUUGAUCGGGUGCCUCACGGCUUUGACACACACGUUCAGAAAGAGCAUAACUUGGCCAAUUACAUGUUCUUCUUGAUGCAUCUCAUCAACAAACCAGACACAGAGUACACGGGCCAGGAAACGUUCGUGUGGGAGUUAUAUCAAAAACGCUGCUGGGACUUCUUCCCUGUCGGUGACUGCUUCAGGAAACAGUAUGAGGACGAACUGAUGGGCGCCGGAUAACAGGUGCUCUCUAUCAACUCGAGCAUUUGUCAUCAUUUAAUACAAUUUCCAGGAAAGGUUUGAAGUAUAUGCCUUAGAGCUUACUUCUUGAAUUCAUGAUCAUUAACGGGGAAAAUGGGCUUCUUCAAUGUUUACAGCCCUAUAAAUGGUGUCUUUGAUUAAUCUAGCGGUUUUAAUUUUAUUUUGAGAAGUCGAAUUUCACAGAUGUCGAAAAGUAAAUUGUUCGUCUCGUCAACAACACUGCGCAUAUCUCACAUUUCAAGAUUCUUUCCCAUGUAAAACUGCAACGAACUCUACUACUUUCUUGUAGUAAAUUAUCUGCGAAUAAAAUUUGUGGAGCAUGUUGAAAUUAGUAAUAUGUUAAAAAGUAUUUUUUUCCAUACUUCUGGAUAAAUAAAUGUCACCGAGACCUCUAAUAUUCGUGAAUUACGGACAAUAAACUUUUGCAUAAGCAUUAUAAGCGCAAAGCCUAUUCUACAAAAUCUGCUUUGAUCUUUAGUAAACUCGUAGCAGUACUUGAGUUUUGUAACAUAGGGGCUAGCCACACCUCAAUCGGGGAUUAAUGCCACGAUGCUUCACUUCGCAUGUGAAUCUGUUCACAUUGCACGUCUGAAUUGCUGAAGUUUUUAUAAACAAAACCAAUCGCACGUGUCGAAUGUGUAAAUGCUGGUAGCAUUUAAGCGCUGGUCUUGACAAGUGUAUUUACUUGAUUGUUAACACUUAGUAUGAAAUGCCAAUCAUUGUGCCGAUUUACUACAUCAAAAAUAAGGAUGUGUCUUCCAUGUGAUUCGGCAUCCGUGCGCUAGAAAGAUACGGCGUGUUUUUCUGCGGAGCGCUCCAUCAGCCGCAUAGUAGCAAUAACACAGCUAUAGGAUUGGCAUGUGGUCGGUGGUUCUAGAAGUGCCAUGUAUGCAAAAGGACCUUCGAGGUCAGCAUCUUUAGGUAUCCUUUUCUGCAUUUUAUUUUCUUUCUCAAAGUGCAAAUCAACGGCAUCUUCUCAGGAAGAAAUUCAAAGCGUUUUCUUUUUUCUGUUUCGUCCUAUGUUCUACAGUGCCUAGUUCAUCAAGUGCGUACUUAUGAGCUGCAGUGUUGGUUGUGUGUGUAGAAAUUGUGAUAUGAGCGCGUAUGUUUUCACUAUGCAUCCUGACUAUUCAUCAUUCUGAUGAUGUUUUGGUGUUGCCGACAUUUCUUUGUUGAUAUUGUUGGAAAAUUCUACUCUGACUGUGUCGACAAGAGGAAUUAAAGUGGUGGCGUCGAGUGUGUGCAGAUGUACUGACAGAUACGUUGCUCAUUAAAAUGAACUUUGUUUCACCUAUGGAAAGGCACUGUUUCAUGCCCUUAUGUGUGUUAAUAACUUGUUUCUCUUUCGCUAACUAGAGGAGAAUGUAGUAAGUAUGCGUAGGUGGUAGCAAGGAAAUAGUUGUAUACCGAUGCUGUCAAUCUUGAGCAGCUAUAAUGAUGUCUUGUUUGUAUUCUAUAUUCUAUGUAGUGGCCCAGAUUUAAUUAUAAUUCCACAGCAAUAGCUGCCGACAUUGUUCAUGUCCUUAGACUGUAAUUGAAUAUCGCGACAGCGAUACUUGCAUAGGGAGAGGGCAGUGUACAUACAGAGAUGGGCUUUCCCUUUGCUUUAUUUUUCUCUUUCACAAAGAGCUGCCAUGGUAUAUCUUGUAUGACGUGAGCAUGUGAAAGCUGGUUUAUUUGCUACGACUUGCAAUGAGAAAUAUGCUGUGCGACUGGCUUUAACUGCAACUCUGAUAGAUUGUUCGAGCUGCUUCCUAUAAAAGCCAUGUAAGAUUUUUUUUUAACGUCAACCUCCUUAGGCAUCAUGAAGUCAAGUUUACAUUUGCCUGUGAUUUUGCUUACAAUGUACGUUUAUUGAAAGUAGUCAUUGAAAAUAGGAAAAUUUUAUGUUAUGCGUGUACUUUAAAAAUAUUUUCCUGUGCUUGUUCUUUGCACAAGUUACCACUUUCAAUGAUGACUGGAGAUGAGUGACAGGCCUUUUCAAGUCGACUUGAACUAAUAAUGCCUCAUCAUUUUCUCUCUAAUGUUUCUGCAAAUGGCACCGUUAUCUGCUUGCGACACCUUGCAUCGAAGUAGGCUGGAGUUUUCAAUAAAGAGUAAAAUCAA
Molecule: messenger RNA, 17668 nt
Organism: Rhipicephalus microplus (southern cattle tick)
Lineage: Eukaryota; Metazoa; Arthropoda; Arachnida; Ixodida; Ixodidae
Gene: RyR
Product: Ryanodine receptor
Biological process (GO): striated muscle contraction; intracellular calcium ion homeostasis; release of sequestered calcium ion into cytosol by sarcoplasmic reticulum
Cellular component (GO): sarcolemma; Z disc; calcium channel complex
Molecular function (GO): ryanodine-sensitive calcium-release channel activity; protein binding
Source: RefSeq, a predicted model, not a curated record